Messenger RNA from Teleopsis dalmanni, 740 nucleotides. RefSeq names its product choline/ethanolamine kinase-like. Gene Ontology annotation, biological process: CDP-choline pathway; phosphatidylethanolamine biosynthetic process. Gene Ontology annotation, cellular component: cytoplasm. The record is from RefSeq and is a predicted model, not a curated record. The coding region runs from base 146 to 724 and encodes 192 amino acids. The transcript is spliced from 4 exons. Gene Ontology annotation, molecular function: ethanolamine kinase activity; choline kinase activity. Lineage: Eukaryota; Metazoa; Arthropoda; Insecta; Diptera; Diopsidae.
GCUCAGAAAAUUUGUGUAUGGAUUUAGUGCAAUUCAGUCGCUAAGUAAAUACUUGACAUAUUGUGGUAGUUGCUGUUCGGUUGGUUAACAAUUAGCCAAGUGCCUUGCAGUGAGCACUGCAGCAGACGUACAACGCCCUCAAAUUAUGAAGCAUAGCGUAACGCGUAAAAUUGGCCAGAAGUAUUUAAAUCAAUUACCAUACUGGGCACAGCUGCAUCCAGACGCUUCAUUGGAGGAAAUACGUAAGAUAGCUUCACGUCUGUGUCGAGAUUACUUAACGGGCAGAUGGAAGGUGGUUAGCGAAGACGAUUUGAUUGUCAAACGCAUUAGUGGUGGUUUGUCCAAUUUUCUUUAUUACAUAAGGCUGCCACAAGAUGAAGCGGCUAAUGUUGACGAUAGUGUGCACGAUACUGCAUACGACACGGAUGGUCUCUCCAACGACGAUAAAAAUAGAAAUGAGCAUGAUUACAUAGAUUUGGGUCUGGGUGAGAGCACCAAUAUCAAACGGAAACGUACUGACAGUGGCGACUCUUUCACCACAAAAGCUGAACCAAAAGAGGUACUAAUACGCGUAUAUGGUCAAACACAUGGUGAACAUGCAUUGGAGUCCAUGAUAUCGGAAUCUGUUGUGUUUGCAUUGCUAAGUGAACGCAAUUUUGGCCCAAAAUUAUUGGGAAUAUUUCCCGGUGGCCGCAUUGAACAAUAUAUACCAGUGAGUAUGUAGUUUUUAAUUUAUUUCA